This is a messenger RNA of Amborella trichopoda, 3267 nucleotides long. Its product is annotated as para-aminobenzoate (PABA) synthase family protein. Gene Ontology annotation, molecular function: aminodeoxychorismate synthase activity. Gene Ontology annotation, biological process: L-tryptophan biosynthetic process; folic acid-containing compound biosynthetic process; 4-aminobenzoate biosynthetic process. Gene Ontology annotation, cellular component: cytoplasm. Lineage: Eukaryota; Viridiplantae; Streptophyta; Magnoliopsida; Amborellales; Amborellaceae. The record is from RefSeq and is a predicted model, not a curated record.
GCCAUAAUCAUCUCUCUCUCUAUAAAAUGAAACCAUCUCUCUCUAGCGCUCUCUCCCUUUGUUUGGCACCGACCAGCUAAGAGCUUCUGCGUUCCCGGUAAUGGCUGAGGAUGCAUUCCCAAGGUGUUGAUGUAGUUUUGCUGGUUGAGGUUAGAGUUAUGGAAUAUUUUUUGGACUAAGGUGCCUUCUACUCUUUUGGAGAUGGAGAGAAGUUUUAUGAUAGCCUCCACAUCUGAUAUUUCAUGUCCUUGGACAAGGAGCAUUUCAUUUCUGAAAGAUAACCAAUUCAAAUCAAAAAGUAGGUUUAGGCUUCAAUGUAUAAAAAAGCAAGACCGUGGUAAUGUAUGGCAUGCGGAUGGAGUGCUAAAGGUUCCCAGUCCUCUGAUGCUUGGGCAUCUUGGAGAAGCUUAUUUUGGAGAGACUCACUUUGGCAAAGAGACGGUUUUAGCUCGCAAACUCGUGAGGACCUUGUUGAUUGACAAUUACGAUAGUUACACAUACAACAUAUACCAGUAUUUGGCUGUUAUAAAUGGGGUUCCUCCCGUGGUGGUGCGCAAUGAUGAGUGGACAUGGGAGUACAUUUGGCAAUGCUUAUAUCAAGAAAGGGCUUUUGAUAAUAUUGUUAUAUCACCUGGCCCAGGUUCUCCUACAUGUAUGACAGACAUAGGAGUUUGCUUGAAGAUCCUGCUCGAAUGCAAAGAUAUUCCAAUCUUGGGUGUUUGUCUAGGCCAUCAGGCUUUGGGAUAUGCUCAUGGUGCUCAUAUAGUGCAUGCGCCUGAACCAGUUCAUGGUCGUUUGAGUGAAAUUGAACAUUCAGGUUGCAAUUUAUUCGAUGGCAUUCCCUCUGGCCAAAAUUCAGGGUUCAAGGUUGUACGCUAUCAUUCAUUAGUGUUAGAUCUGGAUUCUCUUCCUAUGGAACUUAUUCCUAUAGCAUGGACAUCUACUGGUACUCAUCCUUUUCUAGAGAGUGAGAAAUCUGAUCCACUAGGCAUAUCUGAGAGUAAGAAAGGAGAUCCGCCAUCUAUUAGCCCAGAAAAUAACGGAAGACAUCAGUAUUUUAAGGUCUCAGAAAAGGUGCAAGGAAAAAAAGUCCUCAUGGGUGUGAUGCACUCCACCAGACCUCACUAUGGGGUGCAGUUUCAUCCAGAGAGCGUUGCCACUUCUUAUGGGAAGAAACUAUUGGAGAACUUUCGGAAUAUCACCAUUGACUAUUGGCUAAACCCAAGCAGGAAACAUCAAAGAAAGGUGUUCCCCACAUGUCAUCCACAAGAAGCUUUCCCAAGCCAAAAGCUGCCAAUUAAAAUAAACUCAGUGGUAAACCAUUUCAGCAGUUGCACCCUGCUGGAGGGUUCCCAUAAUACGACAGCUUGCAGAUCUUUGAAGUUGCAUUGGAGAAAGCUAAAGGAUUUGGCAUCUCUAGCUGGUGGCUCAAGAAAUAUUUUUUGUGAACUGUUUGGGGAUCAGAAAGCUGAGGACACUUUUUGGUUAGACAGCUCUGAAACAGACCAGGGAAGGUCACGCUUUUCAUUUAUGGGUGGUAAGGGUGGAUCACUUUGGAAGAGAAUUGCUUUUCGGCUCUCAGACCAAAGUGCUCAAGGUGGUGGAUCCAUGUUGAUUGAUGAUGGUCAAGGUUCUGUUCGAAGCAUGUCUCUAAAAGAUGGUUUCCUUAAUUUUUUGGACCAGGAACUUCAAUCUUUGCUCUGUGAGAAAGAUGAUUACAGAGGACUGCCUUUUGAUUUUUGUGGAGGUUAUGUAGGUUUUAUUGGGUAUGACAUGAAGGUUGAAUGUGGUACGGCAUAUAACCAUCACAAGUCCAAAAUUCCAGAUGCAUGUUUCUUCUUUGCUGAUCAGCUUGUUGUGAUUGAUCAUAGUAACAAUGAUGUCUACAUUCUCUCUCUACAAAAUAAUCAUCCUGCAGAGUAUAGUAAUGGUGGGUUGCCUAAAAGUCACUUCCCAAGCACAUGGUUGAAUCAAACCGAGUUGAAGCUAUUAAGCUUGAAAUCAAGAGCUACUAAAACGCAUAUGAGAGAGCAAAAUCGUGUUAUUCCACAUGCUGCUUCUAAGGAUGCUUUUGUCAUUGAGAAAUCCAGAAAGCAGUACAUAAACGAUGUUGAGAAAUGUCUAAAUUAUAUCAAUGAUGGUGAGAGCUACGAACUGUGUUUGACAACUCGGAUGCGAAAGAAAAUUGAGAAUAUGGAUCCCCUUGGACUCUACCUUAAUUUAAGGGAACGCAAUCCUGCACCAUACGCUGCUUGGCUUCAUUUUGCCAAUGAGGACAUUUGUAUCUGCUGCUCAUCUCCUGAAAGAUUCUUGCGUUUGGACCAGAAUGGCCUAUUGGAAGCAAAACCAAUUAAGGGCACCAUUGCUCGUGGUGCAACACCAGAAGAAGAUCGGCGGCUUCUAUUGCAACUUCAGUAUAGUGAGAAGGACCAAGCUGAAAAUCUAAUGAUUGUAGACCUCUUAAGGAAUGAUCUAGGCCGUGUUUGUGAUCCUGGUUCUGUUCAUGUACCUAGUCUAAUGAAGAUGGAGUCGUAUGCAGCUGUUCAUACUCUGGUGAGCACGAUUAGGGGUAAAAAAAGAGAGAAUCUGACUCCCAUUGAGUGUGUUAAAGCCGCUUUUCCUGGAGGUUCCAUGACAGGUGCUCCAAAACUUCGUUCAAUGGAGAUUCUUGAUUCAGUAGAGGAAAGUUCAAGGGGGAUAUACUCGGGGACAAUUGGGUUCUUUUCUUGCAAUCAGACUUUUGAUCUGAACAUUGUGAUCAGAACACUUGUCAUCCAUGGGAACGAGAUUUCGCUAGGAGCUGGUGGUGCUAUAGUAGCCUUGUCAAAUCCAGAAGAUGAGUACAAUGAGAUGAUCUUGAAAGCAAAAGCCCCUACAGCUACUGUAAUUGAGUGCCAGGAAAAUUCCAAUCCUUGCUCCAGCAUUUCUAAGAAGGAUAUGUGAUUGUAAUAUCAUUGCUGUAGGAUGUGGUAGAACUUUCGAGAGCUCAAGCCACAUGCAAUGUUCAUCUGCAGCAGAUAACUUCAGGUCAUAGUAAUGAUGAUGCUUUAUUUUCUUGGUGCAUUAACAUGGUUGUUAUGGGAUUGAUAGAGAGAUGCAAGCUUUCUUGUGAGAUAUUCUUGCAGAAUAGCAACUUCAUGAGCUGGUGGAAGGAUUUUGGAAGUGGGUUACAUGAAAAAACAGGACUACAAAAAGUACAUUUGAAGAAUGCAUGCAUGUAAAACGAUAACAUGGGUUAUCCAUAUAUAAGAGAGACUUUUGUAACUC